GUGCGCUCGAUGCGACAGUGCUGCCAGGUUAUACAGGCCGCUCCACUUCCUCGUCAGUGUUUCUGUGUGCGUGCAAAAAUACGGCAAGUUUUGUUCGGUCCUGAAGUUUUAGAAGCGCCGACACAAUGCCCGCCGAAGUCGAAAAGGCACCGGGGGACCAGGCCAGCGAGACCAAGCCCACAGAGGAGCCUCCCAAGACCGUAUUGACCCUCGAAAUCCUGCAGGUAAUAAAGGAUGCUCAGCAGAAGCAUGGGCUCAGGCAUGGAGACUACCAGCGUUACAGGGGCUACUGUAGCAGACGUCUUCGUCGUCUGCGCAAGUCGCUGCACUUCCUGCAGGGCAACAAGCACCGAUACCAGGGACGCGAGGUGACGGACGAGCUCCUCGGGGGUGGCGACGCCCGCUACCUGCUCAUGGUCGUCGUCCAGUGUGAGCGGGCGUGGGCGCAUGCCAUGCAGCUGCGUCAGGAGGCCAACACGGAGCCGCGCAAGCGGUUCCACCUGUUCGGCCGUCUGCGUAAGGCUGUCAAGCAUGCGCAGGCCUUGGAAGCGCUGUGUACAGCAUCGACACGAUGCGAUGCUCGUUGCAAGCUGGAAGCACAGGCCUACUGCGCUUAUCUUGAGGGAACCCUGCACACCGAACUGCAGCAGUGGAAGGAAGCCAUGGAGAGCUUCAGCAAGGCGCAGACCAUCUACGAGAAGUUGGCUCAGGCUCUCGGAGAGGUUCCGCGUGCCCUCUACCAGCAGCGGGUGGACGAGCUGAGCCCAAGCCUGCGCUACUGCGCGUACAACAUCGGUGAUGAGACGGCCAUCACGGACCUGAAGCGCAUGCGGCUCCAGGGCAAUGUUACCAUGGGCAACGAGCUGGACCACCUGAUUGAGCAGGCGCGCGAGAAGCAAGCAAGCAGCCUGUCGGAGGUGACGUGGCUGGGCCGCACUGUGCCCGUGCGGCACGAGAAGGUGCGCCUGUUUCUGUUGGCCGCACAGGAGGCUCCCCGCGAGCUGGCGCAGGCGCCUGACAUCGAGGCCAAGAUUGCUGUGCACGAGCGGCUGCUUUUUGACUGCAAGGACGCCCUACAGCUCCUGCGUGAAGACCUGCGGGCCGAAGGAGGUGGUGGUCCUCCGGGCAAGGGCCCGGUGUCCGCACUGCAGCUGCUGCACUCGUACCUAGUGUACCUGCGCCAGCGCACCACGGUCGAGCGAAACCUGCUGCUCAUUCGCCAGCUGGAGGAGAAUGAGUCGGGCCCCAAGAAGCCCCAGGACCUCGUCCGGCCGUACGAGAUUAUUGUCCAGUGCCUGGGCGAGAUGCUGCAGCUGCCCGGCGUGGAAGAGGGCUCGGAAUUUGCGGAGCAGGUCCAGGCGGAGCUGUUGCUGUUCAAGGCGCACAGGGUCCGCCACAUUGGGCAGGCACUGGCCGCGGCAGGCCGCUACCCGGAGGCCAUGGCGCUGUAUCGACGCGGUCGCGACUAUGUCAAGCAAGCCCUUGCCGUCUCCACUCAUCUGAGCAAGGAGGCAGUGGCUUCGUUGAAGGAGCUAGACGGCAUCCUAGAGGGCCAGGUGUACUCCGUGCACGCUCAAAGCAUUCUCGGAUCAGAGGCUGAAGCACCCACACCUGAGGAGAACAAGGAGGUUCAGUUACUGGUAGACCGCCUGGACACUUAUCUCGAGGACAAGAGUCUGACAACCUCAAAGCCCAACAUUGCCGCCUUUCCGCCGCCAUUCGAGCCCAUUCCGUGCAAACCGCUGUUCUUUGACCUUGCCCUCAACCACAUCGAGUUUCCAUCGCUCGACGAUGUUGUCGACACAAAGAAGGGCCAGGGCUUGACAGGCUUUGUCAAGGGAUGGCUGGGCGGAUGGAAAAAGUAGCCUCCAGUGUUUGCUAGCUGCCGUGGCCUGGAUCGAACCCGCUAACUCAAGCUGAGCAACGUCGACGUCAUAGCUACUGGGCUACCACGGCUGGUAAUGUGCCGUCACUGAGUACAAAUGUGGCACCACUGGCAUGUUCAUUUGAACGGCUGCAUGAAGUAUGCUUACAUUCACGUUCACAAAAAUGAACAGAAAAAUUCAUUAUGACAUGACUUUGUGAGUGUUGUGCACACAGCAUAUAUGCGCUGCACUGACCUGAAGGACUCUGUUGGCAAUGCUAAGAGGAAAACAGCUGGAACAAAGCAAAGUAAGUGAUAAGUAUUGUAAAACAAAAAAGCACACCUUUCCCUUCAUCAAUUUGCUUUAGAAAGGCAGCAUUCAUUCAACCAGAAAGACAAUUUAAAGUUGUGAUCAUUCUUGUACUUCUUGAAAGCACAACAGAAGUACAAAAUAUAGAAUGUGCAAUAUACGAGCGAACCAAAGACACUAGAGAGGUUGCGGGUCCGUUAUUCUGGUAUAUACGGAUUACCGUGUUGCCGGAGGCGACUUUACGCGUACCA
Messenger RNA from Dermacentor silvarum, 2425 nucleotides. It is a transcript of the gene Srp68, whose product is annotated as signal recognition particle subunit SRP68. The coding region runs from base 126 to 1865 and encodes 579 amino acids. The record is from RefSeq and is a predicted model, not a curated record. Lineage: Eukaryota; Metazoa; Arthropoda; Arachnida; Ixodida; Ixodidae. Gene Ontology annotation, molecular function: endoplasmic reticulum signal sequence receptor activity; 7S RNA binding; signal recognition particle binding. The transcript has 11 exons. Gene Ontology annotation, biological process: SRP-dependent cotranslational protein targeting to membrane. Gene Ontology annotation, cellular component: signal recognition particle, endoplasmic reticulum targeting.